Messenger RNA from Hibiscus syriacus, 748 nucleotides. RefSeq lists its product as uncharacterized. NCBI's taxonomy places the organism in Eukaryota, Viridiplantae, Streptophyta, Magnoliopsida, Malvales, Malvaceae. Bases 100 to 615 code for a protein of 171 amino acids. The record is from RefSeq and is a predicted model, not a curated record. The transcript is spliced from 2 exons.
UUGAUGCUCCCUUUCUCUUCUUUUUCUUCUUCUUUACUUUCAGUUCAUCUCUCUCGCCGAUACGAUACAAAGUAAGAUUUUCCUGUCUGCAUCGGUGCCAUGAGCUUCACUCCCUAUUAUUUCUCUUCUCUCGAUAGAAAGGAAAGUGGAGUAGCUGUGACGCGGCGGAGCUGGGAGCCGGGGCUCGACGGUGGUGGAAUGGACAUGGACUUGCUCCGGAAGUCCCAUGCAGUGGAGUUGGACGUCGAUUCCUUCUGGCCCGUCGAACAUCCCAUGGAACCUCAAGAUGAAGAUCGGCCUGUGAAAUGUCCAAUGUCUGCUUCUUCUUCUUCCAUGAGUUAUGUAUUGUUUUUGAAGGAUGGGAAAGGACACGAAGAAAGGGUUGCAGCAGAGAGUUCGCGGAAGAGAUCGGAGCAACCGGCGAUGGUGAAAAACAGAAUUGUGGCAAUGACGGCGGCGGAGCCACCGGUAAGAGCGAUACGUAAAAGGCAUCACAUGCUCACCUGUGACAACAACAUAUCAGCGGCGCCUCUUGUCGGAAAACUUGGUCCCCCUCCAAUUCCACCAUCUCAGACUCUCACCAUUUCUCAAAUGCUUAAGUCCGACCAAGAUUAAAUCAUUUGAAAAGGAAAAUAGCCGUCUUUUUUCCCCAAUCUUGCAAUGUUCUGGUUUCAAAUGCACUUGGAGAGCUGAGAAAAUUGAAACUUUUCCUUGGAAAAUCCUUGAAAAAUGAAAAUGUAGCCCAGGC